CUCCUCUUGACUUGAGUCUUGAGUUGUCUUGGUCAGGUUUGCACGAAUGGGUGGGACGAAGACUGCCAUGCCCACACUGUGGGCUCUUGCUCUUGUUAAGUUGUAUCCUUGACCCUACACAGUUUUCACCAGCAGAGUGAUACCAUGGAUACUGCUUCUGGAUUGUGCUAGUUUCAGCUAAGUAAUUGGAUAACCGAGGAAUGAGUUUUUCUCCUUGACAAUGACAGAAGCUCCGAAGAGAGAGGGAAAGAGAGACAGGGAUACUCGAAAUAAUCGCGGCAUCACGUCAUUCUACAAGAGGAGCUAGCUGUUGACUGGCAUGCAGUCUAGCAGAUGAGACUCAGAGGGUAGUUUUUUUGUCUCACUAGUGAUCAUGGUGAUGCUGCUGCCGUGCAGAUCUGUGCUGUAGUUAGGGAUUGAUCGCUCCGUCUAUCGACCUCGAGUGGCGGCGCAUAUCGCAGGUUCCGCUUCCUGGCCGCGUGCUUUGUUCCGUGGUUUGCCGAGAUCAGCUGAAGCUGAAGUCUAGUAAUCGUCUGGAUAACGACUGUUCCGGUACCGUUUGUUGUGUCUGUGCCGCCCCAGCUGUGCUUGCCGCAAGUGAUCGGACCGCUCCGCUCGCAAGAAUUCCAGUCCACACAAUUACAAACGUCUUCGAUCCGUUCAGUGACUCGCUAGCCACCGCAAAACUAUGGCGAUGAUUUUAGAUAGCCUUAGCCUUGGGUCCGUCGGAGAUGUGCCCAAGGGCUGGUAUCCACAUCUGAGCGGUCCCAAAGAUAUCAAGGUGAAAAUCCUCAGCACGGAUUACUUGCCCAGCGCCGAAGAAGCGGAACUCUACACGGGCCAUGGAUUUAUGUUCGCCUUCAGUCCACUCAACGAUCUAAACAACCGCUGCGUCAGCCAGUACGUGAACCCGACGGCGACAGAUCCGGAAGAACGACGGAAGAUCAGCGAUCGCAAUAGUGUUGGCAUAACUGGCACCACCCUGUGGCGUGAUGUGAACAAUUCUGAUGUGGACACCAAGUUCCCCACCAAUUUCCUCAGGUUCCUAGCCACAGCCAGGUACGAGGACGCAUACACAACACUGAAGACAUGGUCGUAUCGAGACCCCGUACCGGAUAGGACACAAGAGGAGCUGUACAGCGCCGGUAUAGAUGACUUGAUCUGCAGUAAUUCUCCAGACACCCACUUCAUCGUCCAGGACCCGUGGGAUUUCGAGCGCUUUGUCCAAUCCAACGUAGAGUUGCCCGAAAGGACCGAGAGUUCUGUCAGAGUGUUUCGGGCGUCGGCGUGGGACAGGGAAGAAGUUGGUGACUUCUAUCGCAACCACUCCGGCUCUGUGGUAUUCGCAACUUCCAUUCAGGACGCCCCAGCGCCACCAAGAUCCCCCGAAGUUCCGAGAGAGCCGACCCCGAAAGAAGCAACUCCACUGCCUCCGACCCCAACGCCACUACCACCACCACCUCCAGCCCCACAACCGGAGCCAACCCCGCCAAGAGAGCCAACGCCACCAAGAGAGCCAACGCCAGCACCACCGCCACCUGUGCCGAAAAUUAAGACGACACGUAGUAGAGGCAUUAAUUGUCGACUGCUUAUUCCGGCCACCAAGAAGAUUACCGUUGGCACACAGACUAAGGCACAACGGCUACCCGCGACUGGCGUUCAAUGCGAGCUAGGACCCUCGGUUAAGACUGUCUAUGUCAAACAGUACGAGUGUUUGCCUGGGAAGACAAGGACUCCAAGUCCGCCUCCGAUUCCGCGGGGUCCGAAAACAUCAAGCGUGGGAAUACAGAUUGAGCCGGUGACACGUUCCAUGGGUGUGCAAGUUUCACCGCCAACGCCUCCACCCUCACCUCCGUCACCGCCCAGACAACCGGUAAUCAUCCACAGACCCAUAUUACCAGAGCUCCACACGAAGAUUGUACCCGUAGAUGACAAAGGCAAGCAUUGCUGUGGCUGCCAGUACUACAGUGACGGGGUCGUCCCUAACGGCGGUCGCCAUGGCAACCACUGCUGCACGUGUCCAAACUUUGUCGGCAGGAGCAAGGAGUGCUGUCGCCAUCACCGCCACCAGCACCACCACUGCCAGUGCCGCGUCAGGACGGACUGCUGUCGACGGCGGCGACAUCGAUCGCGGUCAUCAUCCCGUGAUCGGCUGCCACCGAAACAGCGGCCUGACAUACGGGUAUCCAGCAAGAAUUAUGAGUGUGGAUGUUCACCCGUCAUUGACAAUUACCGGAAGGAAGCUGAACUGCACAAGCUUGCUGCUGAGGCUAUGGCACAGGAAAUCGUUGCGCUGAAGCAGCAACGGCAACAACUUGAGAUGGAAAAUGUGUGGCUCAAGAGAGACCUUGACGAUGCAAGAGGCACAGGCAAACGCAUCAUGGUGAUGCGAGAGGCGGAUCUACGGGAGAUGUCCAAGCCUGAAUUGCUGGAGGUGCAUCUGGAUGCACGGCACAAGUAUGGCUUUGUUGCAAGUCAGCUGCAUGAAAUGAAGAAGAAAGUCGUUCAUCUGCAGAAUGAAGCAAUACAGAACCAAGAUCAAGUGAUGGAGCUAAUGAAGCUGAAGGUUGUGCAUCGAGAUCAGCAGGCACUUGUUCAACAACUGCAGAGUGAGGUGCAAACCAACCAUGGAUGGAAGAGGCAAGCCAAAGAUCUCGAUGCGGAGCUAUGCACGUACGAGCGGCGGAUACAGGAAGCGUGUCGCCGAACAGGAGAGCGAAACCACCGCCAUCAGCUGUAUGCAGACUUGUUUGACGAGAUGAGCAGGGAGAACGCCCGCCUACGUACAAGGCUGACCGAGCGACCGUUGAGAGUGCCGAGGUCUUGGUCAAUGCCACGCAUGCCGGAACCAGCACCGAACACAAACUACAUCCAGCGUCUGGAAGCUCAACUGCGUGCCGAGAAGGAACGGUGCAGAGCAAUCGAGGCAGAGAAGACCAGGGUGGUACGCCACCUGGAGGAUGAGCUUCGGAAACUGAAGUUAGCAGCCGCUCCCAGCAUCCCACAAAUGCCACCCGGUGAGCGUGAAAUGUACCAAGUAAAGAUACGACAAUUGGACGAGAAGAUUAGGCAGUUGUCAGAUGAGCUGGCUAGCAGAGUGCGAGAUCAUGCACAGCGAGAGCAUGAACUAACGCAUGAGCUUGAGCGGGCCAGGUUAAAGAUAGACUCAAUGAGGCGACAACAACAAGCUGCACUUGACGAAGCCAGCGUGGAACAGGAUAAUAUUGACCUGCGUUCAUUUGUGCGAUCAAGACCGAUGACGUGGGAUGAGUUUGUGGCCCAGUAUCCUGGCCUUAACCCCCAGCCUUCGCGACGGCGCGAAAUGCGUCCUUUUAAUCGAGCGUCAGACAGAUCGCAACGGACCACACCGACGUCUUUGCUUCCAUCAAUAGCGCAGUAUAGAUAUGGCCAGCAGCAUGCUGAACGACGCAGAAAUGGCUCAUCGCCUGACACACAACGCCGGCCUAAUUCGUACUCGAGGUAUUUCCGUAGGUAGAAUUUACCUUCAAAAUAGCGAACUAAAGGACGAGCCGGAUCGACAUGUGCAACGGCAUUGUUCUAAAAAUGUGAAAAUAAUGUGAAGAAACAAAACAAAACAAAAAGAAUCUACUAGAUCAAGUUGAACUCCAUUGACUGGGAACUGAUUAACGGAUGAUACAACAGAGACCUCGUGUUUCUAUACCCCCGCCCGCUGGUCGCCGGUAGGCCAGCCAGCAUUGGUCGGAGAAGAGCGUUUGACAUGCAAGCACUGCCACGCACUCACUCGUUCUCAAGAUGGACUGGGCACCAUCAUAAGUUGGUCGUUUUCACUAUCUGCUAUUUCCGGCAGAGUUCUCUCCAGUGAUUAUAGUAAUUUUUAUUUCAUUGUCAUCACAUGACUGACUGCUUUCCAGUCCUUGAAAUCUUGAUCUGAUUCUUAUUUACAUACAUUUCAGAGAGAUAUUUGAGAGUUGUUGCGACUAGUUUGAUCACCCUAUCAAGUAUAAUAUACCUACCCCUCCUCUUCUGGCAACGUACAGUCACUAGUAGAUAUGUAACUUGUGAUACUUUUGCAGAUCAUGCAAUAAAGCCUGAUGUAAGAGUCGGCAUCCAUUAAUUUUCAUUUCUCCCUGUCACUAUUAUGCAGCCUCAUUCAACUACCAUUCACAAUAGAUGAUAUGCCGAAUAACGUGAGGAUAUGCCAAACAACGUGCAACUAGACUUGGGAGGGCAUUGCACACCAGUUUGCGUACAAAAUACGCUACAAUGUGUGCACGGUAAGUCCUGAGCUCUGCAGAAGCAUAAGUCACGGGUAACCGUAAAACUUUGAACUUAGUCACAAAAAAUAGAAAUAGGAUUUUAGAACUUACUAUUCAAAUGUACAAAUAUCGAUCGACUAGAAUUU
This is a messenger RNA of Sycon ciliatum, 4384 nucleotides long. RefSeq lists its product as uncharacterized. The record is from RefSeq and is a predicted model, not a curated record. The coding region runs from base 689 to 3496 and encodes 935 amino acids. Lineage: Eukaryota; Metazoa; Porifera; Calcarea; Leucosolenida; Sycettidae. The transcript is spliced from 23 exons.